Anopheles cruzii is the source of this 6342-nucleotide messenger RNA. Its product is annotated as mucin-19-like. The coding region runs from base 1 to 6342 and encodes 2113 amino acids. NCBI's taxonomy places the organism in Eukaryota, Metazoa, Arthropoda, Insecta, Diptera, Culicidae. The record is from RefSeq and is a predicted model, not a curated record. The transcript is spliced from 6 exons.
AUGACUCCUUCGCCAGAACUCGGACAGCCAAAGGCACCCGAUAAAGCUGGCGAUGAGCAGCGGAGAAGUACCGUGGCAUCGGAAGAUCGUGGUGCUACCUUCGACCUACCGACCGGCGUAACAACCGAGAUGGCGGGCGGUGAUGAAUCCAACUCGUUACAAGAUUCGAGCGCCACGAACACGGCAAUCAGCGGCAGCAGCAGCAGCAAAGUGACGACGAUGAACACCACUACGGCGGCGCCAGCCUCAACGAUCGUUGUUGUCCCACCGGUAAUCAGCACGAUGGCCAUGUCUGCGGCCGCUACUACCACAACUUCCAGUACACCGGCAACCGUUGUCAAAGUGUCAUCGUCACAAUCAUCCGCAACGGCAACGACGGCGCCCGUCGCUACCAAUGGCAGUAAAAAUGGUUCGUCAUCGGCCACCACCAUUGUCAACAACAACAAAGAUCAUACGCAACCCUCAUCAUCAUCAUCAUCUGCACAGGAGCCGUUUGCAACUAUGAACGAAGACGCGCUGAAGGCAUUGCUGGAUGAAGCGAUCACAUACAAGUGCCCUAAGGAUCGUGAACACAAGAGUGCUACAUUCAACGAACUGUUGAGCAAGACGGAGCGCGAAGAUCAAGAGCAGAACUUUUCCUUCACCAGCCGCCCCGUGCAUCACAGCAAGCGAUCCUCCGGCCGGCCAACGCAGGGCGGCUCGCUGCAGGAUCUCCCGGAGGCGACCAAGCAGGAGUACGGCUACAGUAGCGAGUACUACGCCGUCUCCAGUUACUCCUCCCGGCGGUCGGGCGGCGGCGGUACCAGUGGUGUAGGCGGCGGUGGAGGUGUGGGCGGCAGUGGAAGCUCCCACGGGGGUGCCGGGUCCCGAUCGAAGCGUCAGAUCUCGUCGGUUUCGUCGCGACAGCGCGAAGGUGGCAGCCUGCCCAGCAACGUCAACCAAACGAUUAGCGAGCAGCCGUUCCUGAACGAGGUUCGCCGUCCGCUGAAGUCCACUUCGGUGAAGUCUUCCUCGAAAAACAACGACUACGGAGCGUUGUUGCAGUCAGCUCCGCUGAACGCGAUCGCGGCCAGUGAUGCUGGGUCGUGUAGCUGGGUCGCCACCAGCGCUGAGGAAUCUCAACUAUCAACAGCUGCCGGCGCCGGUAGCGGAGCUGCUGGCGACGGUGGCCCGCUCUCGGACGCACGAUCAGGAGCCGCGUCAUCGACAGCGGCGCACACAAUCAUCAACAUGAGCGAAUUGGGUGUGGUGGACGACGGACCGCCGCUUGGUGGCACGGUCACCGGGCACAAUCCGCUGCAACAGUUGUGUAUGUUUGUGUCCCAGAACAAUCACUACGAAAACAGUGCGGACGACAAGGAGAUGAUGGUCGGUGUCACGGGCACUGUCGGUGUCGGUAGCAACGGCAGCAUCAGCAUCGGAGGAACGGCGUCCUGUAGCGGCGGCUCCGCAGCACUCGGCGGAACACCCGGCGCUGGCAGUGUUUCGGCUACCUCUGCGACACUCACGUCGUACUGUGGCUCGACCCAAAGCGGAGGAUCAGCGACCGGUUGCGCCACCGAUCUGUACGGUGGCAAUGGCGGAGGCAACAGCAGCACCAGCAGCAACUGUAGCAGUAGCAGCAGCAACAGCGGUGGUGGUGGUGGUGUUGCCUCUAGCGGCACGUCGUCGCUAUCGUCAACCAAGAAAACGUUCUGCUACCCAACGCAACAGUACACGGCCGAAGCGUGCCUCGACAUUGGCCAGUCGUGCCGGGCGACGCGACCCACGUCCGUGCAUCACGUCGACAAGACGGUUUCGCUGCCGAUGCUUGAGCAGAUCCAGCUCGGUUCAUCCUAUCCCGCGGUCAAGUGUAUGAUCGACAGCAGUAGCAAGGUCGAUCAGUCGACGAUCAAAUCGGUGCUGUCGUCGGGCAAUCAGUUCAUGUCAACCACACGCAGCAGUCUCGCCUACCCGAUGGUACAGCAAAAGUUUGACGAGAACGCCAACUCGGUGUCACAGUUCGGCGGAGGUGGCGGAGGGGGCGUCGGAACGAGCGGUGGCCUAGCCGGGUCGUCAUCUAGCGGCGGCGCUGGUGCUCAGCUCGGUACCGGUGGCGGCAGUGGCAGUAAGAAAUACCGGAAGCCCAAAUCGGACCGCAACACGGUCGUGGUGGUGCCCGAGAACAUUAUCGGCUACCGGGGGCAGAGCAGUGACAUAGAGGCUCUCGUGAGCUACAUCGAGAACCAGGGUGCGGUCAGCAGUAGCAACGGUGGUGGCGGCGAGGCCGGACUGGCUGUCACAUAUGGAGAAAGCGGGAACGGGAAUGUCGGAACACGGGGCGGAGACGCUUCGACUGCCGCCGGUGGUGGUCCGGCUGAGGGUGACAAACCGAAGCGAAAGAACGAGAAGAAACGGGACCGAACUGCGGCGGCGGCAGGCGUGGCCAAGCUGAAGAAGAGCAACUCGCUCGAGGAACUGAGCAGCUGCAGCCGGAAGAAGGUGGAAGAGGAGAACACGCGACAGAACCAUGUCGAAAAGGCGAGAGCCCAGGAAACCGAUCCGGCCAUCACGCUACGUACGAGUAAAUCGCAAAAGAAACAAACCCAAUCGACGACAGCAGCGGCCCCGGCGACGGCCCAGGGAACCUCAGGAGGUGGAGGAUCGAAGGAUGGCGCAGGCGGUGGCAAGCAACAGCGUGCCGAGCGUCGUUCGUGGGGCACGGAGGAACUGAACUUUUUCGCCGGCGGCGGAACGCACUCGGUAGAAGAACCGGUUCCGCUGGCGCCGCCAUCCACAGCAUCCAGCACCGCUGCUGCCGCCGCCGCCGCCGCCGCUGGUGGUGGUGGCAAGGGAAGUGGUGGUCGCAAGGAUAAAAAAGAGGCCAAAGAGCACCCUCCGGUGGUGGUGGGGUCAUCGGUAGAUUCGAACGCCGCCAUCACCGCAAGCCAGCAGGCGGGCGGCAGAAAGCGGGAUUCGUUGCGUAUGUCGAUAGAGUCACUUUCAUCGUUCGGUACCACCGGCGGCGGAAGUAUUGCAGGGACGGAGGCAUCGGACUUUCACGUUGUGACUAAGAAGAAAAAAACCAAGAAGAAGGUCACGGGUAGCGGUGUGGCCGGUGGUGGUACGGAAGAUGGUAAUGGUUUCGGAGGUAACGGUCCCUCAAAUCGACGCCAUCCGAAUCAAAACGUUGCCCCCGGUGCUUACGGCGGUCGCGGUGGUGCCAACAACGGCAGUUCUGCCACCGCCGCCGCUGCUGCUGGUGGUGUCAAGUUUCAGGCUAGCAAUCAUUUUAUAGCCCACCGGGAGGUGUACAUGAGCAACGAUGUGUCGCGUCGGAAAUCCACCUCGUCCGUGCCACCGUCGGAGAAGUCGGACACCAGCGAUGCCGACUCCGUGUACUCGUUACCGAUCGAGACCACAUCGAGCACUUCGCGCAAGCAGCAAAAAGCGCCGAAGAAACAGCAACAGAACAACAACACUAGUCAUCAACAGCGGCAGCAGCAAGGUGGUGCGACGACCACACCCCAAUCGUACGCGGAAAUCGCUCGAAUUCCCAACACGACGACGCACGAGAAGAGUGCUGCAGUCGCCACCGGCGCAGGCGUGGAUUGUGGUGGAUGGCCGUCAGUCAGUAGCAGCAGUCAGACGGAGGCGGGCAGAAGUCUAACUGCCACCGCAGGAGCUGGCACGGGUGGUCCCGGUGGUGGAGGCAGUAGCAAUCUGCUGCAAGAUCUCAACUCGUCGGUGGCCUUUCCACAGCUAGUCGCAGAAUCGCAGCAAUACCAUGCCCCGCACUAUCACACUCAUAAUCACCAGCCUGUCCCUCAGCAGCCGCUCCUUGCCCAUCCACCGUACGCCGGCGCUGGAGGCAGCCCUUCCGGCAACAGCGCUUCGGUGGCUCCCGUUGCUCCCGCUGUGGCCACCAAUAGCGUUGCUCCUCGUGCGACUUACUCUCAAAGUUUGCUGACGGCCGUAAACAACACCGGUGCCGGAUGUGGCGAUGAGUCAACAAAAACAACCGGCGUAACCGCAUCAUCCGUUGCGCUGUCCGCUGCUCCGGCAGCCGCAACAGGUAAUGGCGUCACCAGCCCCGGUGGCGGCGCCAUCAUUACGAGCGAGUUGCACAACGGACCGUCCAACAAUGGCGCUGCCGCAGGACCGGAUACCGUCAAAGGUGGUGGUGGUGGCGGCGGUGUCCUUCACAAGUCCAAAAGCGUCGACAAUAACGAUAUUUGCUACUCGAACGAACACUACCCGGCCCUCGAGGUGCGAACAAUCAAGGGUACCGGUAGUAGCAAGUCAGUGGCAUCGAAAGCGAUCGGAAACCCGGCCGGCGGUCUAAGCUUCGGGCAGGUGGCCGCCGCCACCGCCGCCGCCGCUACUGCCAUCAUAAAUCACUCACCGGCAACAAACUCGGUUGUCGCGAGCACUACUGCCUCGGGCACCACUGCCAGCGCCUCCACGAAGAAGGGCAAAGCAAAGAAGGAACAGAAGGAAGCAAGCAACAAUCUUGCCACCGAGCUCGACACCGUAUCGGGGACGUGUGACGCAACGGCGAAUAAUAGCGUGCCCCACGUCCAGAUGGACACGGAAACGAUUCUUCCGUUCGAUACGCGAAGUCCUAUGAAUGGUUCCGGUGUGUCUUCGAUUCAGUUCAUGCAAGCCCCGCACCAGUCGGGAACGGGUGCCGCCGCCAAUGCAGCUGCGGUCAGCAGCAGCACCUCCACGGCACCGGCAUCAUCCGGCGGCGGUGGUGGCGGUAGGCGCCACAAGAAGGAAAAACAAUCGAAUACUGCUGCUACUGCCGCCUCCGCUGGUAAACUGGGUGCGGCCACCCCAGUGCCCCGUUCCGGCACUACAGCAACGUCUAGCAAUGCGACCGCUCAGGAGAACCGCAACCGACCGCCGGUGAUCAUGAUGAACGACAGUGAACCAAAGUCAAACAAGUUUCCGUUCGGAUUUUCGAACGAUUACGAGCUACUGUUCGGUGAUUUCAGUGAAGAAGAUUGUCGCAAACUGCUCGACGGUUCACCGCCGCCCACGACGGAAUGCUUCGCGAGUGCGAGCGGUGCGACAUCGUCGCAGAAAUCCAAAGGUCCCAAGGUUGCAGGUCCGGCUAGCGGCAUCUUUACUUCGACCAUUGCGUCCGGCAGCAGCAGCGAGGUGGCGAAUGCAACACACGAACUGACCAAAGUGGCCCCGCCACCGGUUGCAGUGGCGUCGUCGGUAGUGCCGACCGUCGACACUGACAACAACUGCACCAACCAACCCCCACCGGCUUCGUCGUCGGUAUUUCCGGCGUCCUCAAGUUACCAGAAGCCUUCCGCGGCGGUUUCAGUGGCCACCAGCACCCCGCAGGUGCCACAUUAUCCGCCGGAGGCAACCGAAACUCCACCGCCGCUCGCCGUAGAUCCUGCGACGGCGGCAGUGGCGGCAGCCAGCCUAUUCCAUCAGCCACCGCCGGCCGUCCUGUUGCACUCGAUGUACACGCAACCACCACCGUCACUGCCGUCACUACCGCGGCACAAUCAGUAUGCGCUUCCUCCGCCGACCGUCAUUGCGGCCACGACGACGACACCGAUGCCGACCGGAAGUGGUGCCGUGAAGGAACUGCACGGUGCAGCCGCAGCACCGGUAACAUUACCGACACCACCGACCGUUACCGUUGUUGCUGUUCCACCGGCUGGCCAUCUCAUCACUGUGCCCCCGCCGGCCCUGCCACCGAUGGCGGCCGUUCUGCUACCAACAACCCCAACCGCCACCGCGGUAGUCUUGCCGGUGGUGCCCGCAACCGUACCGACGGGUGCUGCGGUACCACUACCACUACCAGCCCCGAUACCGGCCGCUAUCGUAGCGGCCGAUGUGGUCAACAAUAACACCUUGGCGGGACCCGGGACUGCAACUCAUCCACAUCAGCAGCAGCAUCAGCAACUUCUGAUCAAUAAGCACGUGAUGACGAUCCACAACAAUGUCAACAAUAUUACGACAAACAGUGUAACACAAACGUACCACGCAGCCCAGCAGCAGCAGCAGCAGCAGCAGCAACAAGCGGCAGCAGCAGCCGCGGCCAUUACUGGUCCCCCGGCAACUGCAGAAGCUUCAGCCCAGACGACUCCGUCACCGCCAGUGGCGUUCGAGGCCAAAUCAACGAUUUCCGUCUCGUCUACGCAGCCUCCGGCAGCGGCCUCGGUAGUGGUGCGACGCGAAAAGAUGAAGGAAAUCAAUCUGCGCUUCAUCGCGCCAGAGCAGGUGCACACCACCGAAUACAAUCACGAUAAGAUUGUGUUCUUUGUAGGAACAGCGUGGGAAGAUGCAAUUUGCGGCAACAACGGAACUGCCAAGUACUACGAAGGGCAGUAA